GACGUCUGCACUGCUGCCGUUGUGUGCGCGAUGUCAAACGGGGAGAGGGUAGUUUUGGCGCUUGGCGGAGCAGGAACUGUGGGUUCUGGGAUAGUGAAAGCGCUCCUGGAUAGAGGUUUCAAGGUUGCUGUAAUCUCCAGAGACAACAGCAAGUUGGAGAAACUCAAGGGAUUUGUUUCACCUAACACAAAAAGUAACCUGACCACUUUAGUGGGCAAUGUUGGCUCAGAGGAAGGAGUAGAAGAGGUGAAACAGGCCUUGCUAAAGUCUGUGGGAAAAAUCACAGAUGUCGUCUCCUCUUUGGGCUUCAGCUGGUGGCAGGGAGGUCUGCCACAUACCCAACCCCUCAAAGAACUGCACUGGGUUAUGGAGACUCUGCUGUUCAGCACCUUUGUGUCUUGGAAAGCUUUCUUUCCCCUGGUGAGAGAUGAUCCUAACUGCACCUACACAUUCAUCACAGGAGGGGCUGGAGAGAAAUUGCUAAUGCCUGGCACAGGGUUCUUGACCGUAGGGGCAGCUAGUGCUCUGGCUUUCUGUCAGGUUCUGCGUGAUGAGUACCUAGAGGUGCCAUGCAAACUCAACCAGGUGAAAAUCAAUACAGGAGUGGCAGCCCCAGAACGAAUGGCCCCUGGGUACCUGAAUCAUUUGGAUUUAGGUGAGGCUGUGGCUGUGCUGGUGGAGCGCCGGAACACGUCUCACACCAUCUUCCCUGUGAGCUCUCCUGCUGACCUAAAAACUGUUAUCUUGGAGGGCAAUCUGUAACCAAAAAAGAAAAAAAAAAAGAAAAAACAAAAAACAAAAAAAAACGACAUCACUUUUUCCUGUCACCAGUAUGCGUGUAUUGUUUUAUUGCAUGUCUACAAAACAUUUCUGCAUUGAGCAUUCCAAGCUUUGUAAUAGUACAGUCAUAACGUUGAAAUCAUAGUGUUGAAAUAUUCUUUGUGCUUGAAACAAAUCAACAUAAUAUCCAGUGGAGUGGUACAGAUGUUUUGAGCAUCUAGUCUAAAUGAGGCCCCAGCCAAGAGAUCUUGACAUUGAAGAAUGGAGAGAAAUAUGUGAGAACAGGAUGUGAAAACUUGUUUUUCUUGGUUAAAGAGAAAAAGGGGGGAAAAAAUGGCAGGUUUUUGGCACACUUGCGACCCUCUAGCGUGACUCCCUGCCCUGGUUCACCCAAAAUUUAUCUGGCUGCUAUUUAUAUGGCUCCAAUUAUUCCCAGCCGUGUGGCCCAUAUUAAACAGUGUGUAAGGGGGCAAGGGUUCAAAAAUAGCUGGCCCCCAAAAGGAGAGAGAACAGAGGGCAUUGUUAUCUUUGUUUACUAUUAUUAUCAUAUUUGCAUAAAUGCUUUAGUGGCAUGAAUGUACAUUUUCCAAUUAAAGAAUAUGGAUUCAGUGAAGUGUCUAAUUGGCAAAGUGGUUAUUGAGGUGAGAAUGCUUUGUCAGGUUUUAUUUUUUGUUUUUUUUUGUUGCUAUGCAUCAUCUUAUUAAACCUGAAGUAUCUACAGAUAAAAAUGUGCAUCAUUGCUUAAUGCAACAUAAACAUGGUCUCCUUUUUUACUCUGUUUAAUGAGUGUCUGAGAGAAGACUGAAUUUAUAAUAUGGUGCACAUGAAUUGUGUGUCGGAAGAAAAUAAAAUAAUAAUAAUAAAAAAGCAAACUCCCAGAACCCUAGUUUGUUUUCUGGAGGCUGACCACCUGUGCUUGAAGUAGUAACCAUAGUGACAUGAGCCACAAAGCUGAGGUGUGACAUGAACUUUAGUCCUCUGGAUUUCAUUAUAAUCUGGCUGCGAGCCCUCUCUUCAAAAAUGGUUUGGGUAUUUAAAUAUUGAAAACAAUGAAAAACAAAGUAUCUAUAUUGGCAGCCAAAGAUAUUCCCUUCCGUGAGAAGGUACAGUACGAGUGCCAAAACAUCAUUGUUUCCCAUCAAUAUUUUAAAUCUCAAGGUUAAAGGGACUAAAUAUAAGUCACGCAGACAUGCAAGGAU
Messenger RNA from Myxocyprinus asiaticus (Chinese sucker), 1979 nucleotides. RefSeq lists its product as uncharacterized. Gene Ontology annotation, biological process: fatty acid beta-oxidation. Gene Ontology annotation, cellular component: mitochondrion. The record is from RefSeq and is a predicted model, not a curated record. Gene Ontology annotation, molecular function: 2,4-dienoyl-CoA reductase (NADPH) activity. Bases 31 to 762 code for a protein of 243 amino acids. The transcript is spliced from 6 exons. NCBI's taxonomy places the organism in Eukaryota, Metazoa, Chordata, Actinopteri, Cypriniformes, Catostomidae.